UCAGUUUGAGCCAAAUUGCUGUUGCAAUAACACAUUGUCUCUUCGACGACAUCAAAAAAUUUCGUUAAAAAAACAUCCCAGAAAUGAGAUACUUUACACUUCUGGCGGCAGCCCUUGUGGUCUUGGCCUGUGCCUUGCCCAGAACCUAUGCUGGCAAUGAUUACCUCUGGGGCGAGAUCGGGGCCAAUGACUACAAGUUGGAAAAAACAACGGUUUCGAAGGCCUUUUUCGUGGGUCUGGUGCAGACCAAGAAGUACACCUUCAAGCAGUCGGACAAUUUAAAUGCCUUGACCAUAACGGCCAUCAAAGUCACGGACAAAAAGAAGCGCAAUGGUGCCACGGCGGAGCUAAUCAGCGGCGGUCCGGGCUCAAAGGGAGCCACUAUUAAGUUUACAUCGGUGCGUGGCGGUGGCAUCAAAGAUGUUGUCGAGAUAUGGGGCCGCUAAUCAAGUGAAAAACAUAUACUUUCACUUUCCCUUUCCCCCUAAAAUCGAAAAAGAUAAAAAAAAACAAAGAAAAGGUCUAGCUGGAAGUGUAUACAUACAUUAUUUUUUUUCCAACAAAAAUGUAAAACUUGGCUGGCCAAGAAAAAUA
Messenger RNA from Drosophila kikkawai, 594 nucleotides. RefSeq lists its product as uncharacterized. NCBI's taxonomy places the organism in Eukaryota, Metazoa, Arthropoda, Insecta, Diptera, Drosophilidae. The record is from RefSeq and is a predicted model, not a curated record.